Messenger RNA from Hydatigera taeniaeformis, 306 nucleotides. The record is from the annotation of a GenBank genome assembly. NCBI's taxonomy places the organism in Eukaryota, Metazoa, Platyhelminthes, Cestoda, Cyclophyllidea, Taeniidae.
AUGAUAUCCGAAAAGGAAGUGCGAGUGCGCGAACUGGAACAGGCUCUUCGCGAGAGCGUCAGACUGACUGCUGAGAGAGAGGCGCACGUUGCAUCUCGAGAGGAUUCGACACGUCAGCUGGAACAUCAGUUACGAGAACUACGUUCUACAGUGGAACAUCUCCAGAGGGAGAGGAACAACCUCUCCUCACAGUUGGCUAGCCUUCAAGAAGAGCUGCAUGAUCGUGAGAGUCAGUUGAAGAACCUCAAAUCGGAGUGUGUGAGUUUUUUUACAGCCCUUUCUUAUCUUACUUUUGCAUAUUCUUAA